Molecule: messenger RNA, 249 nt
Organism: Caenorhabditis bovis
Lineage: Eukaryota; Metazoa; Nematoda; Chromadorea; Rhabditida; Rhabditidae
Source: the annotation of a GenBank genome assembly
AUGGGAAAGCAAGAUUUCGACCCAAUUGACUAUUGCGGACCACUCGUCGUUGGUUUCAUCUUCUGCGUGGCUCUCUUCAUUAUUUCAUUCUUCAUCAUCAACUUCUUCUGCAUCACUAAAUAUGAUGAUAUCACCAAGUUCGAAUUGCUUGGAGGUCGCUUCAAUGUUCGUCUUGGACCACAUCCAUUGAUUGUCGUACGCAAGGGUGGAUUCGUUGCCAAAGAAGAAGUCGAUGCUUCUUUGGAGUGA